CGGCAGAGUAUAUUCGUGACACUCUUUCUGCUAUUUUAUCUAAAUAAUAAUAACUUUUUUUAAAGCAAAUUGUAGCUAACGUAAUUAAUAAUGAUAAUGAGUAAUAAGAGUUUAAUUUGUUAAUCACGAAAGGAUUCUGAACUAAUUUGUGUACUCUACAAGAAAAAAUUUGCUGUACACGCGCUAUCAGUAUUUUUUAAUAAACCAGAAGAAUGACAACUCUCUUUAAAGCACGUACAGGAUUACAAGUUCUGAAAAACUUUCUUCAACCAAAACCAGAAGUGAUUACCAUACCUGAUCGAGAAAGCCACAAAAGACGUCAAACUGCGAAAAAAAGGUUUCCACCAUGGUUCAUUAAGCAGACCAGAGCGCUUGGUGACGAUGAGCUGACCAAAGAAAACAAAGAAUUUGUUAAACAAGUAAUAAAAGACAGAUACCCUCAUCCAGAUGUUUAUGGAUCACCUUCUCCACUAAAGUUACACACGAUCGAGCCAAAUAUUGAAUGGAAACCAAAUUACCAACGUACAGGUUUGAUUGCCCAAAAAAUUGGUAUCUAUCCAAUGUGGGACAAAGACGGCAAUAAAUUUCUUACAACCUUGUUUCACGUUUAUGACAAUCAUGUUAUAAAAUACAUACCUCCAGAAGAAGCUAAUCCUAUGAUAACUAAUAAAAAAAAUACCAAACCUUUUACUAAAGGCAGCCUUAUAGUGGGUGCUAUUGGAGCAGAUCCUCAAUUGUUUACAAAACAAUAUUGUGGAAUGUUCAAUGAAUCUGGGGUUCUACCAAAAAAAAUGAUAUCUAGAUUUAUUAUAUCACCAGAAGCUGCGCUACAGCCCGGUACACCCUUAUUUGCUUCACAUUUUCAAGUUGGUCAAUAUGUGGAUAUCAUAGGGAAGACAAUCGGUCGAGGGUUUCAAGGUGUUAUGAAGAGAUGGGGUUUUCAUGGUAUGCCCGCGUCUCACGGUGUCACAAAGACGCACAGAAGACCAGGUAACAUUGGUUCAGGAGGUACCAAAGCGCGUGUUAUGCCAGGAACAAAAAUGCCUGGAAUGAUGGGGAAUAAUUAUCGCUAUUUGAGAGCGCAGGAAAUAGUUCGAAUAAAUACUAAAUACAAUAUCAUUUGGGUCCGUGGACAAGCCUCAGCUGGCGAGACGAAUAGUUUGGUCAAAAUUUUUGACACCCUGGUACCACUUAAAAGUUCAAGGGUAUUAAAAAAACCUCCACAUUUCCCAACUUAUUUCCCCGACCCUGAUAAUGAUCCAUUACCAGAAGAAAUGUGUGGAGAAAAUAUUCAUCAAUUUAAUGAUCCAACCAUUAUGUACAAAGAAGAUUAAUGAAUCUAUUUAGAGUUUAUUGUAUACAUACUGUCAAGUACUUUAAUAAAGUUUUGUUACAAAAAAAUGUUUCAUGUAGUCCGUUACAUUUUUAAAAUUAUUAAAUGAAUAAAAAAAAAAAAUACGCUUUAAUUUAAUUCGUCAAUGUAUUUGAAGAAAAACUAUACAUUGUUAAUUUCAAAUAGAAUAAGAAACUUGAUCUUUACAGCUACGGCAUCUAAUGUACGCUACAUUUUUAUUUUUGCCGUCUUACAGAACGCUCGCAGUUAUUACUUACACUAAAGAAGAGUAAUGUUUUUUCUUAGAAAUCACACUAUUAUAAAUU
Messenger RNA from Copidosoma floridanum, 1659 nucleotides. It is a transcript of the gene mRpL3, whose product is annotated as mitochondrial ribosomal protein L3. Gene Ontology annotation, cellular component: mitochondrial large ribosomal subunit; ribosome. Gene Ontology annotation, molecular function: structural constituent of ribosome. Lineage: Eukaryota; Metazoa; Arthropoda; Insecta; Hymenoptera; Encyrtidae. The record is from RefSeq and is a predicted model, not a curated record. Gene Ontology annotation, biological process: translation.